GAAUCAAGCUACGGAAUCGAGCGAACUUGUAUUUAAAGCUUGCCGAAUAUUUCCGAUUUUUGCCGAAUGCCACGUUAGCAGCGGCGUGUUUCCAGUAUUCCACGGAUUGGAGAAGGGCGAACUAUGGAGUUUUAUUCGUAUCUCUUUGCAUUUCUGCUUAUGUUACUUGUUCCAGAUGUAUACAGCUUAAUGUUUCAUCUACCAGCAAACCAGAAAAAAUGUCUUCGAGAAGAAAUUCACAAGGAUUUAUUGGUAACUGGAGAAUAUGAGCUGUCAGAUGCACCCGGACAGAAAACAAAUUUGGCAGUUACAGAUUCAAAAGGACAUAUAUUAUAUUCUAAACAAGAUGCAAAAAAAGGAAAAUUUGCUUUCACAACAGAAGAAUAUGAUGUAUUUGAAAUUUGCUUUGAUAAUAAAAUGAUAGGAGGUGGUCAUGGUGCUGAUCGGGAAGUUUCUUUGAUAAUGAAGCAUGGCAUUGAAGCUAGAAGCUAUGAUGAGCUUGCAAAAGCUGAAAACUUAAAACCUCUGGAACUUGAACUACGGCGGCUGGAAGACUUGUCCAAAUCAAUUGUUGAUGAUUUUGCAUACAUGAGGAAUCGAGAAGAGGAGAUGAGAGAUACCAAUGAAUCAACCCAUUCUAGAGUAAUGUACUUCAGCAUUUUCUCUAUGUGUUGUUUGCUUGGCUUGGCCACAUGGCAAGUGCUAUAUCUUCGCAGAUACUUCAAGUCAAAGAAACUUAUUGAGUAAUAGUAAAACAUUUUCCUCCUCCUCCCUCUCUCUCUUUCUCUCUUUCUCUCUCUGCUAGAUCUGGAGGAAGGGUCAGUGGCCAUAACAUUUUCAGGCCCUUAUGUUCUCUUUCAUUACUUUCCUUCCAAUUAUAACCAUUUUAUUUUACUUUAUUUGCCCUCAUUCAAAAAACCCAUGAGAUGCUAAACUAAAUGUUAGAGGAUGUGAUAAUUUCAGUUAGUGAUUGGAACCAUUUUCCUUCACUUACAUCAUUAACAUCCAUGGGAAGAUAUGAACCUCAUUCAUAACUCAUGCAUCCUCUUGUAAGGGAAAAAAAACUCUGCCUUUAAAAAAUGCAGUUGAAGAAGGAAGACAAGAUAGAUUAUUUUAAAUAAAUUCUGCAGUGUGUGCCUGAACAUGUCAGAUGCUGUUGCUAAGCAUCCUGUUGCUCAGAUUCUAUACAAUGCCACUUAGUGGCAUUUUCAUGUUUUCACAUAAACUACUUCUAUAACAAAAUAGCUUAAAGUGAUAAAAACAUAUGCAUUCUAGUAUAUUAUAAAUCUUCUUUGUGUUGAAUAUAUAUAAUUUAACUAUUUUACAACUCUGGUUUCUAGAUACAUUUCUUCAUGAAGUAAUUUUCUAUUAAUCUAAAAUCAAUUGUUCUUCGUUGGUAUGAAUUUAAUGUUCAAAUUGUUUGAUUUCAUCCCCUUUUCUACUUUACCAUUUAACUACAUUAGAUAACAAGCCUCAAAAAUAUAUCCAAAGCUACAUUGGGAUCUAUAUUAUAUUUAUAGAUUAAAACUUGAGUGUGUACAUAUGUGAAAGGAAGAAUAAUAAUUAGCAUUUCUAAGAUAAUUUAAAUUGAAAACAUUGAUAUUUAUUCAGGCAUAGAAAUCUUAAAAUUGAAUUAUCAUAUAGGAAUUAUUUCAACUUAAUUUCAUUUCUAAAUGCAUUCUUAGCUUUGUGUCCAACUUCCUCCCAUCCACUCAUCUGCCUAAUUGCAUCUAAGUUACUGGCUCAGUGUCUGAUUGGAAUUCUAGAUAAAAAGGAAAAAAAAAACAUUAAAAAUUUUCAAGGAAAACUGGUGUGUAAAUACUUUCAUUGUCUGAUUAUAAUAAAAUAAAAAAAAGUAUUUUAAAAAAAAAUCUUUA
Octopus sinensis (East Asian common octopus) is the source of this 1877-nucleotide messenger RNA. RefSeq names its product transmembrane emp24 domain-containing protein 10. The coding region runs from base 124 to 747 and encodes 207 amino acids. Gene Ontology annotation, cellular component: endoplasmic reticulum-Golgi intermediate compartment; endoplasmic reticulum; COPII-coated ER to Golgi transport vesicle. Gene Ontology annotation, biological process: endoplasmic reticulum to Golgi vesicle-mediated transport; intracellular protein transport; Golgi organization. The record is from RefSeq and is a predicted model, not a curated record. The transcript is spliced from 5 exons. NCBI's taxonomy places the organism in Eukaryota, Metazoa, Mollusca, Cephalopoda, Octopoda, Octopodidae.